Ceraceosorus guamensis is the source of this 1539-nucleotide messenger RNA. RefSeq lists its product as hypothetical. Bases 424 to 1401 code for a protein of 325 amino acids. The transcript has 5 exons. Lineage: Eukaryota; Fungi; Basidiomycota; Exobasidiomycetes; Ceraceosorales; Ceraceosoraceae. The record is from RefSeq and is a predicted model, not a curated record.
CAACAGUGCGAGCACAAGCGAGCUCUGCGACGUUUGAGGCUACUCGAUACCGUCAGGUUAGAGUUAGAGUAUAUAGCGGCCACGCAGCGUAUGCAGCCUUGCAACACAAGCUCCACCCAAUCUACAACGCCGGUUCCGUUUCAGUUCGUGAUCGACUCAUCAGUCUUGUGGCUGUUCGUGUGGGUCACGUAUACUACUCCGCGGGAAGUGAGCCGCGCAGUCAUGCCUCCUCUCACGUCCUCAUCGUCAGUCGUACUCGCUGCAAGUACGUAGCCUGCAGCACGCAGCCACGACCUAAAGCAUUCGUGAUUCAAAUUGCGUUUACCUUGCGCUCGGAAGUACGGCACGAAGCUGGGCGCAGCCAUCUUUCCGUUGCCGCUGGCUCAUUUGUUGCAGCAGCAGUGCGAGAGAUAUCGUGCUUUGAUGACCAGCCAAAGCUCUCGCAUGCUGUCAACCCCCGUGACUGACGCUCUUUUCUCAUCUCACCUACCUUUCGUGACCUGCCCUACCUCAUCUCCAUCACCUUUCCGCACUCUCGCCAUCCAAUCUAUCCUCGUCAAACACAACUUCAGACCCACCAAACCAACCCAAGUAACUAUCAACACCAUGUCUUCCACUGAGGCCCCUGUCGCUGCUGCUGCCGCCCCCGAGGCCGUCGUCGCCCCCGAGGCUCCCGUCGAGGCUCCCGCUGCUGCUGUUGAGGCUCCCGCUGCCGAAGCCCCCAUCGCCGCCACGGAGGCUCCUGCUGCUGUCGAGGAGGCUGUCAAGACCGAGGAGAAGCCCGCUGAGGCCGAGGCCGCCAAGGAGGAGACUGUCGCCCCCACCACCCCCAAGAAGGAGAAGCGUCAGUCUUUUCUGAACAAGUUCCAGGGCCUUUUCGCCAAGAAGGAGAAGAGCCCCAAGAAGACCAAGGAGGCUGCUCCCGCUACUGAGGAGGAGACCAAGGCAACUGAGGAGGCACCUGCCGCCGCCGCCGCCGCCACUGAGGAGGCCAAGCCCGUUGAGGAGGCUGCUGCCCCCGCUGAGACCAAGGUUGAGGAGGCCAAGCCUGCCGAGGAGGCCAUUGCUCCUGUUCCCGCCGAGGAGACUAAGCCCGCCGCCGAGGAGCCAGCCGCUGAGGGUGUCAAGAUCGACGAGUCUGCCAAGAAGGAGGAUGCUGCCACCCCCUCGCCCAAGGACAAGAUCGCCCGUCGUCUCUCGACCCGCGUUGGCGCUCUCUUCGCCAAGAAGGACAAGAAGGCCACCGAGGCUGCCCCGGUCACCAACGAGAAGGUCGAGACCGCUGCUGCUCCUGCUGAGGCCGCCGCCCCUGCUGAGGCUGUUGAGGUCAAGGCUGAGGAGCCUGUCACUGCUCCUGUGGCUGCUCCUGCUGCCGCCCCUGCCGUUGCUGCUGCCGCCUAAAGCGGACAACGCAUCUCACUAGUAGGCACUUCGCCUUCUUCAAGCUCUCUUGUUCGGCCACCGCAAGUUCAAGUCCCCACUCACUCGUGCGCGGGCAAAAGCCCCUGCCUUCGAUCUCUUUAGGAAGAAUGGUCAUCU